Molecule: messenger RNA, 3194 nt
Organism: Chionomys nivalis (European snow vole)
Lineage: Eukaryota; Metazoa; Chordata; Mammalia; Rodentia; Cricetidae
Gene: Gnai1
Product: G protein subunit alpha i1
Exons: 8
Coding region: 293-1357 (354 amino acids)
Biological process (GO): adenylate cyclase-modulating G protein-coupled receptor signaling pathway
Cellular component (GO): heterotrimeric G-protein complex
Molecular function (GO): GTPase activity; G-protein beta/gamma-subunit complex binding; G protein-coupled serotonin receptor binding
Source: RefSeq, a predicted model, not a curated record
CGGACGCCGGGCUCGCGCGGGCUGUGAGCUGCAGCGGCUCGGCCACCGGCAGCAGCAGCAGCAGAGGCGGCGGCGGCAGCGGCAGAAGCGGCGGCUGCAGCGGCGAGAGGUGCGCGGAUCGCGGAGUGUCGCCGGCCGGCGGGGACGGCCGCCCGGGGCGGCGGCGUGCAAGCUCGCAGACCUUGCCUCCAGCUUGCCGGAGCUGCGGACGUAGCGAGGCCGCCUCCGGGCCAGCCUCUCCCCGCGCUGCCAGCCGGCCCCGGCGCCGAGGGCGCGGCGACGCUCGGCCACCAUGGGCUGCACACUGAGCGCCGAGGACAAGGCGGCUGUGGAGCGCAGCAAGAUGAUCGACCGCAACCUCCGGGAGGACGGCGAGAAGGCGGCGCGGGAGGUCAAGCUGCUGCUGCUGGGUGCUGGCGAAUCCGGGAAAAGUACGAUUGUGAAGCAAAUGAAAAUCAUCCACGAAGCUGGUUACUCAGAAGAAGAGUGUAAACAGUACAAGGCAGUGGUCUACAGUAACACCAUCCAGUCCAUCAUUGCCAUCAUCAGGGCCAUGGGGAGGUUGAAGAUAGACUUCGGAGACUCUGCUCGGGCAGAUGAUGCUCGCCAACUCUUUGUGCUUGCUGGGGCUGCAGAAGAAGGCUUUAUGACGGCAGAGCUUGCUGGAGUCAUAAAGAGAUUGUGGAAAGACAGCGGUGUGCAAGCCUGCUUCAACAGAUCCCGGGAGUACCAGCUGAAUGACUCUGCAGCAUAUUAUUUGAAUGACUUGGACAGAAUAGCACAGCCAAAUUACAUCCCAACUCAGCAGGACGUCCUGAGAACCAGGGUGAAAACAACCGGAAUUGUGGAGACCCAUUUUACUUUUAAAGAUCUUCAUUUUAAAAUGUUCGAUGUGGGAGGACAGAGGUCAGAACGGAAGAAGUGGAUCCAUUGCUUCGAGGGCGUGACCGCCAUCAUCUUCUGUGUGGCCCUGAGUGACUACGACCUGGUUCUAGCUGAGGAUGAAGAAAUGAAUCGAAUGCAUGAAAGCAUGAAGUUGUUUGACAGUAUAUGUAACAACAAGUGGUUUACAGACACAUCCAUUAUCCUUUUCCUAAACAAGAAGGACCUCUUUGAAGAAAAAAUCAAGAAGAGCCCCCUCACAAUCUGCUACCCGGAAUAUGCAGGAUCAAACACCUAUGAAGAGGCAGCUGCAUAUAUCCAGUGUCAGUUUGAAGACCUCAAUAAACGAAAGGACACAAAGGAAAUCUACACCCACUUCACCUGUGCCACGGAUACUAAGAACGUGCAGUUUGUGUUUGACGCUGUAACAGAUGUCAUCAUAAAAAAUAAUCUAAAAGAUUGCGGUCUCUUCUAAGUUUUGCAGUUGGUGGUAACAAGCAUUUUCAAACCAAAUGAGUACUUAUAUAUGGAUCUCUCUAGACUAGAGUCUCCCAGCCACACAGAAUGUAGUGUAUUGCAAAUGCAUCCUGGACAUGACCAAAGUUGUUCUGUUUUGUGUCUUUAUCUGGAAGGACUAGGACCUUUCUCAAAGGGGAAAGAGGGGCCUGCAAUGUCAAAGGGAGGUGUGAUGUUGAAACUGGGCUCUAGUGUAACUGAUGACGUCUGUGUAAGUGUAAAUAUGCAAAUGUAAGAUGUAUUUAUAUCUUUUGAUUUCCCAUAUUAUGUUUAGGUUGUAAGAGUGGCAACUUACGAUUCCAGUGUGAUGGCUUUGGAAAUAACAUAAAUAUUAAGUACCUUGUACUGAAUGACAGAAUAGCUCUGUGUUUGCCAGUUUUAAACAGCUUUAUUUAUGUUUGUGUCCUAUGAAUUUUAGGUACCAUAAUUAAUAUUAGGAAUUGUCAUGGCCCUUUCCUUGAUUAUAUGUAUACUUGUAUUCAUAAAACGUUAUUUGUACAAACAUUGCACAGACUAUUUUAAUACCACGAGUUGUUCUCUAAAGGUUAUGUGUUUCACGGGGAUGUUCUCACCGAGGUGAGCACACUGCCUUUAUCUCAGUUAAGCAAGCAUCGUGUGCAUUGACAUUUUCUUUACAGGAUGCAUGAUGUUACGAUUCUACCUUAAAUUUGUCUGAAGAAGCUAAAGGUUCAGAAUUUUGAAGAUACAGGAUCUUAAAAACACUUCGCUUUUAGUCCACCAAUUUGUUUCAAUUGAACCUUAGUAUCUGGAUGACAUUUCUGCAUUGCUUUUGGUGAUGCCAGAUUAAUUUUAUACCCUUAAAAACAUAGUUUAUUUAUGGCAAAGUUUAGGUGAGUGGUGAAAACAUUUUUGUGGGUAAAAAUUUUUAGUAUGUGAAUUUUGAGACAUUCAUUUAUGUAUUUUCUUUGGCAAGUCCCUCAUAUUUAAGCAUACAUGAUAAUUCCUUGUUUGGAAGCUAACCAGAAAAUCCUCUAUUACUGAUAGCAUACAAGCUUUUUGAUUCACCAGUUUCAAGUUUAUCACUUUAUGUCAAAAAUUGCUUCUUUUCCCUUCGAUUUCCAAAUUCCUUCCACUCGCUGGAAUUCAUAUUCAUUUAAAGCUAUACUGUGGUUUCUGACAUUAAGCGGACAAUUAUACUUAGAAAUUGAAUAGUAAUAUUUAACAAGAUCAGUGAGUGUGUCUGUGAGUGCUUACAUAUGUGUUACAUAAGUGCCACAUACUGAACUUUGUUAGUGCCGUUUUCCUGUCUAUGUGUCCUUGUGUUGGCAAAAUGAGUAACAUUGCCCAGCUCAUUCCCCUCUUUGACUCAUCCUGUAAAGUUAAGUCUUUCUAUAGACUGUGCCAGCGUGUGGUUUCUCACUCGCCUCAGAUGUUACCAUUUCCCUAGUCUUCUUGUUGACAUUUGUGCACACGUAAGUGUAUGGAGAAUCAUGAAUUGCAUUCACGUGGUUUGCUUUGGGGGAAAUUUUUUUUAAUUUGCAAUGUAAAGAAAUUCGAGGUUAUCGAAAUUCCUCCCGUGUUAGUUUAGAUUAUUUUAUGUGCCUUUCAUGAAAUGUACGUUUCCAUUCAUUUUUACUAAUGGAAGACCUGUCAGACCCAGAUUGUGAAGCUAUGUAUGAAAUUCAACGAUUAUCUGAAUAAAUUUGAAUGAUGAAAAAUAGGGUUUAAAAACCACGAAGAAGCACAUAUUGGUGACCAUCAUUGGUGAAUCCCUGAAGUCUACUCUGUGUAACUGUGCUACUAAUACAUCCUAAUAAAUUUAAAUUUUUAAAAUU